AUUUUUUUCAUUCUAGGUGUUUUAGACAGGAUAUAACAUGCACACUGUUUUUAUUUUUAUAGACCUAAAAAUAAAUAAAUAAAUUUAACAAUGCCACCAAAGAAAGGAAAAACUCGCAAAAGAGGAAAUUUUGAUGAAAACGAAAAACUAAAGGAGGGAGGAGUCGAUUUACUCUCCCCCUCUGAGGUUGUUAAAAUGCGCAAGAAAUCAAGAACUAUCGCGCAAGAUCCAUCACCAGAAGCACCAAGGGAGAGGGAAGGUAAAUCUAGCAGAAACAAGCAGCGUGCAGCAGAAAAACCGGGUAAUCGAGACAAAAGUAAAGAGCAUGACAAAAAGAAGGAUAGUAAUGGGAGAAACAAACGAGACAAAACCAACAAAGGAGAUACAAACAAGAAAUAUAAAAACGUGAAGGAAAAGAAACGAAAUGUCAAAAAGAAAACGAAAUCUGAAGAUAGCGACUCUGAACAUAUCCCGAUUUUGUAUCCAUGCGGCAUAUGCACCAAAGAAGUUAGUGACGCGGACGAUGCGAUUUUAUGCGAAGCCGGGUGUGAAUUUUGGUAUCAUCGCAUGUGUACUGGGAUGACUGACAUCGCAUACCAACUUUUAACAAACGAAGAAAACGCAGAAUGGGUAUGUGAUAAAUGUAUCGCAACCAAGUCUGUACCUUUGGUGAAAAUUAAAAGUUUUGGAGGCAUUUCGUAGCUACAAUGGAGAACACGCAAUAUGAACGAACUCCUUCGUGGCUAAUAAAACAGCCUAUAAGUCCAGCAUGGAUCCUUCUGUUCUGCUACGGAAAGACCAAACAGAUGAACAUUGUUCGACAACAUCAUAUGUAUAUAUUAAAUUUUAAAUAUUAGCGAAGAUAAUGGAGGUUAACUCCAACAAGCUUUAAACUUGCUAGUAAAAAGCUCCUAUUUAGCAGAACUUCGACAUUUUACAACACGAAAUAUCUCAAAUAGCAAAUCGUAAAGAUGAAAACUUUUAUAUCUUUUAAAAUUGCUACCUCCUACCAUUUUCAACUACCUUAAGGGAAAAAUCUUUUUGCGGGGGAAAAAUGUUUGUUGUGAUUAUGCAAUUCGUUAAAGUUUUUACGGAAAACAUUCGAAUCACGAGUUCGCACCACUACCAUUCAACCGCGUCCCCAUGACUUUUCUACUCCUACGAU
Molecule: messenger RNA, 1165 nt
Organism: Hydractinia symbiolongicarpus
Lineage: Eukaryota; Metazoa; Cnidaria; Hydrozoa; Anthoathecata; Hydractiniidae
Product: pygopus homolog 1-like
Exons: 3
Coding region: 91-702 (203 amino acids)
Source: RefSeq, a predicted model, not a curated record